This is a messenger RNA of Grus americana (Whooping crane), 11617 nucleotides long. It is a transcript of the gene BRWD3, whose product is annotated as bromodomain and WD repeat domain containing 3. The coding region runs from base 219 to 5741 and encodes 1840 amino acids. The record is from RefSeq and is a predicted model, not a curated record. Gene Ontology annotation, biological process: regulation of cell shape; cytoskeleton organization; regulation of transcription by RNA polymerase II. The transcript has 39 exons. NCBI's taxonomy places the organism in Eukaryota, Metazoa, Chordata, Aves, Gruiformes, Gruidae. Gene Ontology annotation, cellular component: nucleus. Gene Ontology annotation, molecular function: protein binding.
GCGGGCGGCGCGCCCUGCACCCCGCUCGGCGGCUGCCUCUCGGGCCGGGAUAUCUAUGGGGCGAACGGCGAUGCGAUGAGCCCGGGCGGGAGCCGGACCGGGGCCAGCGCCGCGCACGGGCAGCGGGGCUCCUCCAUGGGGGCUCGGCCGCAGUAGGAGCGGCGUCUCCCCGGGGCGCGAUCCGCCACCUCCCCUCCCCCUCGGGCCUCCUGAGGAGGAUGGCGACGGCGGCCGCCCCGACCCAGCUCGAAGCCGAGCUCUACUACCUGAUCGCCCGGUUCCUGCAGUCCGGACCCUGCAAGAAAUCCGCCCAGGUGAGCGGGGAGCCGGGGGCUCCGGCCGGGCCGGGGCGGGGACGGGACGGGACGGGGCAGGAGGGCGGCGGAGCCGCUGCGCUGCGGGCGCCGGGCUCACGUCCUUUGUGUGUCUGUGUGUCCGUCUCUCCCCAGGUGCUGGUGGAGGAGCUGGAGGAGCACCAGCUGAUCCCCCGGCGCCUGGACUGGCAGGGCAAGGAGCACCGCCGGAGCUUCGAGGACCUGGUGGCUGUCAAUGCACACAUCCCUCCGGAUUAUCUUCUUAGGAUCUGUGAGAGACUUGGACCCCUUUUAGACAAGGAAAUCCCACAGAGCGUCCUAGGUGUGCAGACUUUGCUAGGUGUCGGGCGCCAGUCUCUAUUAAGGGCAGCAAAAGAUUUCAGACAUACACUAUGGAAAGGAUCCGCAUUUGCGGCUCUUCACAGAGGCCGGCCUCCCGAACUACCUGUAAAUUAUGGGAAACCACCAAACGUGGUAAAUAUAAUUUCUGCCAGGCAAUUAACUGGAUGUGGACGUUUCAGCCACUUGUUCCCAACAUCCACUUACCAACACAUGAAAAUGCAUAAGAGGAUUUUGGGACAUCUAUCAUCUGUUUAUUGUAUCGCCUUUGAUCGCAGUGGGAGAAGAAUUUUUACAGGGUCAGAUGAUUGUUUGGUCAAAAUCUGGGCUACAGAUGAUGGGCGCCUACUCUCAACGUUGCGAGGACACUCGGCCGAAAUUUCUGACAUGGCUGUUAACUACGAGAACACGCUGCUUGCUGCGGGCAGUUGUGAUAAAGUAGUCCGAGUGUGGUGUCUUCGAACCUGUGCCCCAGUCGCAGUGCUGCAGGGCCAUUCAGCUUCCAUUACUUCCAUACAGUUCUCUCCAGCAAGGAAAGGAACAACACGAUACCUCACUUCUACUGGUGCUGACGGAACAAUCUGUUUCUGGCAGUGGCAUGCUAACACCAUGAAAUUUAAGGAUCGUCCUGUAAAAUUUGCAGAGAGGUCCAGGCCUGGUGUUCAGAUAUCUUGUUCGUCUUUCAGUUCCGGUGGCAUGUUCAUUGCAACAGGCAGUACUGACCACGUGAUAAGAAUUUAUUAUUUGGGCUCAGAAUCUCCGGAGAAGAUGGCUGAGUUAGAAUCUCAUACGGAUAAGGUGGUUGCAGUUCAGUUCUGUAACAACGGCGACAGCUUAAGAUUUGUUAGUGGAAGCAGAGAUGGAACAGCAAGAAUAUGGCACUAUCAGCAGCAAGAUUGGAAGAGUGUAGUCCUGGAUAUGGCUACUAAAAUGACAGGAAACAAUGUAGCAUCUGGGGAGGACAAGGUGACUAAACUGAAGGUUACUAUGGUGGCUUGGGAUAGACACGAUGCCACUGUCAUCACUGCAGUCAACAAUUUCCUUCUCAAAGUGUGGAACUCGUCCACAGGGCAGCUUCUUCAUAGCUUAUCUGGUCACGAUGAUGAAGUUUUUGUUCUGGAGGCCCAUCCGUUUGACCAAAGGAUUGUACUUUCAGCAGGUCAUGAUGGAAAUAUUUUUGUUUGGGAUAUAGACAAAGGAACAAAAAUUCGCAAUUACUUCAACAUGAUUGAGGGCCAAGGCCAUGGAGCUGUUUUUGAUUGCAAGUUCUCACCAGAUGGACAGCAUUUCGCCUGCACAGACUCUCAUGGACAUCUGCUCCUAUUUGGUUUUGGAUGCAAUAAAUAUUAUGAAAAGAUUCCAGAUCAGAUGUUCUUCCAUACGGAUUACCGACCACUGAUCCGUGAUGCAAAUAACUAUGUGUUGGAUGAACAGACUCAACAGGCUCCACAUCUUAUGCCUCCUCCAUUCUUGGUGGAUGUUGAUGGAAAUCCUCAUCCCACGAGAUUCCAGCGACUGGUACCAGGAAGGGAAAAUUGCAAGGAUGAACAACUUAUUCCUCAGCUGGGAUAUGUAGCUAACGGUGAUGGCGAAGUAGUUGAACAAGUCAUCGGACAGCAAACUAAUGACCAGGAUGAGAGUAUCCUUGAUGGAAUGAUCAGAGAGCUACAGAGGGAACAAGAUCUGAGACUGAUUAAUGAAGGAGAAACUCUUCCAAACCCUCCACUCAACAGAUCCCACUCUGUUAAUGGCGCUCUUCGAAGUCCAGGUUUGGAUGUUACGUCUCCACCAAACGUUGGUCUCCGGAGAAGUGGUCAGAUUGAAGGGGUCCGGCAAAUGCAUCACAACGCUCCCCGAAGUCAGAUGGCAACAGAGAGAGAUCUCAUGGCGUGGAGCAGGAGGGUGGUGGUGAAUGAGCUUCCUCCAGGCAUCAGCAAGGUCCAGGAAGAAUGUCGAGCUGCCAAAGGUGAAAUCGAAAUUAAUUUAUACACUGUUGAAAAGAAGAGAAAGCCAUCCCACACCUUACAACGGAACGAUUACCAACCAGGAAGUGGAAGGUCUUUGAGAAGAAACCAACGCAAACGCCAGCACGCCUACCAAACACGCUCCACAAUUGAACACAGCCAGCAAGGAGCGAGUCAAAAUGCACGUGCACGGGAAGAAUCAGACAGCUCCUCAGAGGAAGAUGAGACUGUUGGCACAAGUGAUGCAUCUGUGGAUGAUCCUGUGGCAGCAUGGCAAAGUGAAAGCAGUUCCAGUGAUUCAUCAAGCGAAUAUUCUGACUGGACAGCAGAUGCUGGAAUUAAUCUCCAGCCUCCAAAGAGACAAACCAGGCAGGCAGCUCGGAAAAUCUGUAGUAGUUCUGAAGAUGAAAAUAUGAAGGGAACAAAAGGAUUGGAGCCAAAACGAAGGAAACUUAAACAGCCUAGAAAAAAGAAACCAAGUGGACUGCUUUCGAUGGAAGGUGAACCCAGCGAAGAAUGGCUUGCCCCGCAGUGGAUCUUGGAUACUAUACCCCGCCGCUCACCUUUUGUCCCACAAAUGGGAGAUGAGAUCAUAUAUUUUAGACAAGGCCAUGAAGCUUAUGUGCGGGCAGUAAGGAAAGCAAAAAUUUACAGUAUUAACAUGCAAAAACAACCAUGGAACAAAAUGGAACUCAGGGAACAAGAAUUUGUGAAGACUGUAGGAAUUAAAUAUGAAGUUGGGCCUCCUACGCUCUGCUGCUUGAAGCUUGCAUUCCUAGAUCCAAUCACAGGCAAAAUGACAGGAGAAUCAUUUUCCAUAAAGUACCAUGAUAUGCCAGAUGUUAUUGACUUCCUUGUGCUGCAUCAGUUUUAUAAUGAAGCCAAAGAAAGGAACUGGCAAAUAGGGGAUAGGUUUCGCAGUAUAAUAGAUGAUGCUUGGUGGUUUGGAACCGUGGAGAGUCAGCAGCCUUUCCAGGCAGAAUAUCCUGAUAGUUCCUUCCAGUGCUACUGUGUUCACUGGGACAAUAACGAAAGAGAGAGGAUGAGUCCAUGGGACAUGGAACCAAUUCCAGAAGGAACUGCUUAUCCAGAGGAGGUUGGUGCUGGAGUUCCCGUGACUCCAGAUGAGCUGACAGCUCUUCUCUACAAACCCCAGGAAGGAGAAUGGGGAGCCCAUUCCAGAGAUGAAGAAUGUGAGCGAGUAAUCCGGGGGAUUGAGCAACUUCUUUCCCUUGACAUUUCUAAUCCCUUUGCUGUUCCGGUGGACCUUAGUGCCUAUCCCAUGUAUUGCACUGUUGUUGCUUAUCCAACUGACCUCACCACAAUCAGGAGGAGGCUUGAAAACAGGUUUUAUAGGAGAAUCUCUGCACUGAUGUGGGAGGUACGAUACAUUGAACAUAAUGCCAGGACUUUCAACGAGCCAGACAGUCCUAUAGUCAAAGCAGCCAAAAUCGUAACAGAUGUCUUACUUCGCUUCAUCGGGGAUCAGAGUUGCACUGAUAUAUUAGAAAUAUAUAACAAGGUGAAAGCAGAAGACCUAAGCAGUACUGAUGAAGAAGAGGAGGUGGCAGAAGUAGAUGUAGAUUCAGAUGCUCCGGGAACUUCCUCUGGAAAAAGACGAGUAAGACGACGAAUAAAAAGACAGCCCAUGAAAGCAAGUCCCGAUGCUUGGAAAGAGCAGUGCAAGCAGUUGUUAAACCUGAUUUAUGAAAGAGAGGACUCUGAGCCUUUUAGACAGCCAGUUGAUCUCUUCUCCUAUCCUGAUUAUCGAGAUAUUGUAGAUACUCCUAUGGACUUUAGCACUGUGAAAGAAACCUUGGAAGCAGGAAACUACACUAGUCCCUUGGAAUUCUACAAAGAUAUUCGUUUAAUAUUCUGCAACUCUAAAGCUUACACUCCUAAUAAAAAGUCUCGAAUUUACAGCAUGACACUUCGACUAUCUGCCUUAUUUGAAAAUCAUAUGAAAAAUAUAAUCUCUGAGUACAAGUCAGCAAUGCAAUGUCAGAAGAGGAAAAGGCCACGGUACCGAAAGCGGCUAAGAAGCAGUAGCAGUUCACCGUCAACUAGCAGAGCAUCUAGCCCCAAAGGGAAACAGAAGCAAAUGAAGAUUCAACCUAAACCCAACCAGAAUACCUCACUGCCUUUGACUAGGACUAGUUCUUCAGUUUCAUCUCAUGUUUCAGAUACAGCAGAAGAACCUCUGGGUUCAGCCACAGGUGAAGAAAUGGAAGGCCAGCCAUCUUCCUCAGGCUCAAAUGCACAGAACCGAAGUGGAAAUACUGUUGAUCCAGGGAAAAGUAGACCGAUCAGGAGUAAAUCCACACCAGUGAAACAAGAUCACUCUCCUGACGGACCACUUACAAAUGGCGACGGCAGAGAACCUCGGACGGGAGUCAAGAGGAAGUUAGUAAGUGCAUCAGAAGAUGAUGAGCAUCUGGAGGAGGCGGAGGAAGAGGAAAAGAAGAAGAGAGAAUUAAAGGAAAAAUCUGGUUUGUCUUCAUCAGAAAGUGGGGAAUCAGGAUCCAGUUCAAGUUCUGAAAGCAGAAGCGGCUCUGAUUCAGACUCUGAAUCAACAUCUAGAACAGAUCAGGAUUACAUUGACGGCGACCACGACUACAGCAAAGUGGUGCAAUCCAAAAAACCCAAAAGAAAAAUCAAAAGAAAAAUCACUGGUGGGAAAAGGAAUUGGCAAGGCAGAGGGACAGGGAGGAGAGGUAGGUGGGGGAGGUGGGGGAGGUGGAGCAGAGGGGGAAGAGGUGGCAGAGGCGGAAGAGGCUGCGGCAGAGGAAGAGGUGGCGGCAGGGGAGGAAGAAGAGGCCGAGGAGGCAGAGGAGCCUCUCGAGGAGCCACCAGAGCAAAACGUGCCCGAAUUACAGAUGAUGAAUUUGAAAAUCUGUUUGGAGGACAAUUUGGUGAAAACGUGUUUGGAGGGCGCUUCAGUAGACCGCCUCGAAUCAAAACAAGGAACGAGGGCAGGAGAACUGUCUUGUACAACGACGAUUCUGAUAAUGACAAUUUUGUACACACCGAGGAUCCGUUGAACCUUGGUACUUCCAGGUCAGGCAGGGUGCGGAAAAUGACAGAAAAAGCCAGGGUCAGCCAUCUCAUGGGAUGGAAUUAUUGACAGAUGAAAAACUUUGGAACAAUUUUAAAAGAACUUCAAUGGCCUUCUACUGCAGGGAUUUUACCAGAAAAUCUACCAAGCAAGUUGUGCGGGGACUCCACUCACGUUUCACAGUGGUGCUUUUCCAUUAUGUCAGUUUGCAUUUGUUUUAAAACUUCAGAUCGCCACACUUCAUUGGUUCAAACAAGCCUUAUUCAUUAGGCCUUAAAUUACAGAAAUUCUUCCCCACACACUACAAGUUCAUCGCAUUAAAGAGGCUUCCACCUUCUCGAUAAGAACAUGACGUUUUGAGUCACGAUUAUGACUUCUCUCCCUUGUUUUGUUUUUGUAUUAUAGAAAUAGCACCUUCUUACAGAGUUUUUAUGUGGUUUCUGCCAUAAAUCCUUAUACACAGUAAUAAUUAUAACUUUUGCACAAUACACCAAUCCUAAAGGCAGCUAUAAAAUGUUUACAGUUUCUAUAUUGUAAGAAGGAUCUGGAUUAUUUUAAUCUUCCCAGGCCAAACGUUCAUGAAUUGUGCUGAACUGAAGUACGUCUAUACUACAGUCACGGGGGUCCUGAUGUGCUUUCUAUCGGUUCUUUAUUCAUGUAAAAAGUGACAAAGGGUUGGUGCCUUGUAAAUAUGUAGCAAACCUUCGAUGUGGUGUGUCCUAUGUGUGCAUUAACUUUAUUAAAAAGAGAAUACUUGAGAAGUAUGAAUAUCUAGACAAAAGGUGCCAAAUGCAAAAGUUACUUGCAUCUAUUUUCUUUUUGUCCUCUCAUAUUUUUAUAGUAUUAAUAGAGAUUGUGCAGCUAAGGGGUAACUUCAACAUUUGAAAGGUUCCUCCUCUUCAAAGCAAAACGUGAUUUUUAAUAGUAGCUCAGCUACCUCUAUUUACAACUACUGGAAACUUAAAAGAAAAUAGAUGCUAUUACUCAGUACGUGUUGGAGAAGAGGCGAGGAGGAGCGUAGAGGGAUGGAAUUGCUCGCAAAGUUGUAGAGUAACUAUAUCCUCAUCAUGGUGACGCAAUGAGAACAAAUCUAAGAAACUCUCUGAGUUUUCAGCAGCGUAAUGUUUUCAGCAGACAGUGGUUUGUUCGUGCAGAUAGGCUGACUGUCUCCCACGCAUUUCUGCUGCCACUUGCUCGGUGCAAAUCUGUGUUAGUUUUAAUUUGCCCCUUGAAGGUGAUGAGGGAGCUGGAGGGAGUUCUGGUAGCUCCAGUGGCUGGCGGUACGGAUAAGCUCCUGUGCACAUCCUCCAGACAGACUCUUGUAUCUCAUGCUUCCAGAAGAGAAUUCGUGUUGCACUGUACUCCUGAAAAAAGCUAACUUGAAAACAGAAAUCAUUUUGGUAGCACUAGUACAGUACGUGAUGGCGUUUGUAGUCUUGGUCCUCGGUGAACAGAAAGAGGUGUUUGGUGUAGGCUGAGCUGGAGAUGAGCAGCCUCUUCCUUCGUAGGGUCUGGCUGGAAUAUAUAUGGGCCUUCAAUUUUCUCCCGUUGUCUAAAUGAACCUGACAGUUCUAGCUUGGUUAAGAGAGUGAGUUAGGUUACACAGAGAGAACGAACGAAAAAAGAGACCAGAAAGUUUUGGUGGAGUUUUUCAAGAUUUUUAAAAAAAAAAAAAAAAAAAAAAAAAAAAAAAAAAAACAAACUUUCAUCCAAUAUCCUUCAGUUCUUCUGUGCACAGCUUGGUCAAUAAUUCUGGAAAACCUCAGGCAGCAAAGAGUGACCCAUGUAUAUUCUCAGAUGCAGAAGGAAUUUAAUUUUUGACUUUCUAUAUUAAGCACUAGCUAUUUUAUCUCGCUUUCCAAAAAUUCUAGUUAGAUGCAAAAUGACUUGAAAAAAUGCAGAGGUUUAGUUUUGUGAUGGAGGAGAGUAUAUCCUAAAUUGCUCAGUUUAUGGUACAGUACAAAAAAAUCACACUUUUAAUUUUUUAAGGAAUGUUUUGAAUCGGCCGUAAUCCAUUUCUGGACUUGAUUCAGUUGUGUAUUGAUGGGGAACAAAAAAAAAAAAAAAGUGCAGAGGCUCUCCUAGUUCUGUAUUGGGCUUUAAACUAUAAACACCUGUCCUCUCAUCUCUCAUAUAUAUGUAUAUAUAUAUACACACAGAUAUAUUUAUAAGAAAUGUAUUAUUUCUUCGCCUGAUUGGUCCUUCUACAUAUGGUAACCAGGAAUAGCAUGUACGCAUCAGUUCGUAGUUGGAAUCAUACCCCUUCUAGAGCAGUCCUCUUGAGCUAAUGUAAACACUAUGGUUUCUGUUCGAAAGCCUGAAAACCUUGAAAUGCAAAAGAAAUGCUUUUCAUAUAUUUCUGACUGGCCGAAGAUCCACUGACUUAUUUAUUUUGUCUAGGGGUUGGGGAGAGAUAAAACACGUGGAUUCCAGAGAAAUCGUUUUAUAAGUUUGUGUAUUUUAGCAGCGAUUAGAAUAAUAUUAAAUAUGUUCUUAAAUGUAUCUUUUCUAUGUAAUGAAGUACUGUGAAGAUAACAGUGAAGCAUCACUUUGCUGUGGCGUAAGUAUUAAUCAAAUGUGUUACAUGGUUAAGAGCUAGGCAGCAGGGUGUGCUAGAACAACAGAACUAUUGCUUAUUGUAAAAAAAAAAAAAAAAAAGCUUUUUUUUUGUGCAUGAGAUCCUUUUUAUAAGCAUGAAAGAAAUAACUUGGGUUUAGAGAUGGUUUUUUUACUUGGUUUUGUAUCUGGAUUCUUCCUCUGAGUUAGGCAGUUGAUUUCUUACAGCCUCGUUCUGUGGAAUAAUUACAAUUUCGUAGUAACUUGGACACUUUCUCUCAAAACCCAGAUCCUAUUAGGAGCCACUGACGGUUGCAGAAAACCUAGUGUCGACCCAGCAGGUGCAGCGGAAGCACUGAAACGAUUUAAACCUUGUUCCAUCUCCGUCCCUAGUCCAAAACCCGGGUGCACGUCAUGGGGUUGCCGAGCUGCAAGCCGGCCGUGCUGCCCGGCGUGGUGCAGUCAGGACCGUAGUCUCUCUCCUUGCACUUUUAACAAAAAAAAGAAAAGGGUUUGAAGGUCCGAUUACAUUCAGAUUCCCGAAGGGUAACAAGGUGUGCAGGCAGGCCAGGGGUUCCUCUGCUGCUGCAGGAUUAAUUCUCGGGCAUUGGUGCUUCCAGGUUUUCUUGCGUGAUCCUUCUCCCGAGCUGCCGGGGGACUUGAGGGCGUUCGGAGAUGCCUUGGAAAACGGGGCUGGUGCCCCAAGGGGUUUUACUCGCAGCAGAGCCUCAGCCCCACGCGUUCCGCUCUCCGUGGGGAUGGGGCCGAAAGUCUUGUGUGCGUCUUUGUGCUGGGGUUUCUGCUGGCUGCAGACCCGCUCGCUGUCGCGCUCCAACUUCUGCCCACAGCAGGGCAUGAAUGACAAAUUUUGCGGUCCUGGCGUGCUGUUGUCUCCGUUCAGCCCAAACUUUGCCUGCUUUUUUUAUGUUCUCUUAUCACCUUUUGGUUUUCUCUUUGCCAUCCUCCACCUCUCUUUACCUUCCCUUUAUUGCCCCUGUAGGUUAUUUAGGAUACUCUUCUGGAAACUUAGGACAUCUUGAUGAGGUUUUUUUCGGCUAGACUGUAAGAUUUAAUUCUUUCUAUGCCUCUCCCCAAGACUUUCGAUAUUUUUUUCUUAGCCUUACUUUGCUAGCAAGGUUCCCAAAUUUCUGGAUUUAAUGGAAAGUUUGAGGGCCGGCUCCUCGGCUGCCCUGCACCUCUGUGGCCAUCCGCACCCCGAGUGGAAAUGCCGCCUGAUGAGACGGGGCAGCAGGUGCCUUCCCUUGCUCCGCUGCCGGCGGUCACAGGGAGGCAGGGCAGCAGGAUUGUUCCCCUUGUGCCACCUUGCACGCUCCUACGUAAACCAAUGCGUAGUUCCCACCUGGUAUCCCUUAACGCACGUGCUCCGUCUCCACCGAAUUACUCCUUUUUCUCCAUAAUCUAAGCAGUGGCCACCCCCUUAUCCCGAUCACCCCCACCCUGCAGGUAAACAAGCUAAAUAGAAUCGUGAAGAAAUAAUUUGUGGAUGAUUUUUUGGCUGCUUAAAAUGUUGCGUCCUGUUGCAUAUUUUAAUUUUCCCUGAAUUUUUCCUUAAAUGUACACCUCAGCUGCUUCUCCUGCACAACAGCAGGAAGACUGUAGUUCCUAAAGCACUGAAAAGUCCUGACACCAGGUGCGUAGUAAAGAGAGUUUUCAAGUGAUUUAAAAAUUGUGGAAAGACCACCUACAACGUAUUGGCUUUGGACAACGUUUGGAGGUUCUCUUGGCCGCAAAAAUCAAGCUGAACCUUGGCAAGCACUUGAAAAAGCCGCUCCUGGGUGUCCCUGGCACGUUUCUGACAACCGUUCAAAAUCACACAGUUAACGUAAGAAAAUAAGCUUAAAUCACUAAUUUUUGCUAAGAACUUGAUGAAUAUUUCAUCUCUGAGUGGUGAAUGACAGGGAAAACUGAAGAGCUGUAGGUGUAAGGAUGUCUGGUCAGCCCUGACGUGGAGCGUUCUGCUGUCGUUGGUCUGUCUCAUGAAUUCAGUGUUUUUUAAAAUGUAUUUGUGGGUUUACAUUUCUUGAUUUUAUUUUAUUUUUUUUGAGAACCAUCAUGCAGAGUUUUAUAAAAUGCUAAUUAUUUACACGAUAGACUGAAGGAGCAGUUAACAAUCCAAGGAUAAAUCUAUAUUUAGUAUUGUAGGGAGCUGUCAUUGUGUUCUUACAAGUAUGUAUUAUAGAAAAUUACUGCGCAUGUGCGAUAGAUAAUUUUCAAAUAUUAGUAUUUCAGAGGUUUACACAUUGAGGAAAAAAAAAAGCAACUCCUUUAUGUACAGUAAGUAACAGCCUGCAAAAUUUAGUCUGAAAGUUGUCUUUUUUAGUAUUAGAAAUGCAAAGACCUGUUGGAAGCUUGUACAUUUUUAAUAUGUCAUGUUCAGCCCACAGCAAACUUACACAACUGUGCUAUGAAUCCCUGAAAAAUUAGAUUCCCAGUGGAAUUGCUGUCACAGCCUUAACUCUAGUAUUAUAAAAAUGGUGCUUAAAUACAUUUAUGUGCAUGGAUGUGGGUACCCGGUAAGAGUUUGUGAGAAUUUAAAGUAAAACCGAGCAGCUUAGUGCUGCGCUCGCGAGUUAAUAAUCCUGUUUGAUAACUGCAGCCACAUCGGGGAACGUGUAAAUAUUCAGAAAAUAUUUAAACCAGUGGACAAUUAAGAGCAGUUUCUCAAUUUUGGGGUUUUUUUAAUUGGCAAGCACUGCAUACCUUCCCGAUUUCUGCAAACAGGAUGGCGAGAGGAGCAGCACCGGAGGCCGGGGGAGCCGAGGUCCUGCCUGGAUCUUCGCGUGCCUCCUGGCUGCUCCGUCCUUUGGCAGAUAAACCCCAAAUUCUGCGUUUCUCUUCCUAAAAAUGCCUCCUCAGAGAGCGGUGGCUGCUUGGGUAUAUUCUGAAAUCAGUGUCUGGUGAUUAUUUUUCUGUAGAAAUACUAACACAUGCUAUUCAUUCCUCCAUGAGUCAUUAUAGCAGCCUUUAUUUAGAAAUACCAGUUGGUGUUGGAGCGAUGAAAUUCACGUGAUUUAGGCUCUCCAGUUCAUGUUCUGGAUGAUUUAAAAUACUUCAAAAAAUGCACAAAACUAUUAGAAUUAUGUCUACUUUCUAUAUUGAUUUUUUUCUUUUUUUUCAGGUGAUAUUUAUGCCCAUAUCUUCACAUCCGCUAUCUCAGGUCCCUUUAAAUGAAUACUUCAGGGAUUUUGAUGCCACUUGUUGGCAGACCAAAUGUAAUAUUUAUAUGCAAUGAGCUGUUAGUUUUUGUAUUGUACAAAUGUAAAUUUGUAAAGAUUUUUUUCUAGAGUUUUUUUGAAGUCACUUAUGUAAUCUAGGAUGUUUCAUUUUCCAGCUGUGGGAUUGUCUUAAUAAAAAAAAAAAAAAAUAAA